GCCAGGGACGUCAGCAUAAGCAACAAGUCCAUCCCUGCUUUCACAUAGAAGGAAAGGGAAGAGAGGGGGAGGACAAGGGGUCACUAAAAUUGGCUCAUUAUAUUUCAGGGAAGAAGCGGUCACAUUGUCCAGCAGCCUAUGGUUUCAACGGACGCGCGAACUGAAGGAACUAGUUUGACCGUGGAAAAUAUUUUGUGGUACCAGUGCCAAACUGCAAAAAGACACAACCCACAUCUCUUUCAUCGUUGGAUAUAGGCUACGCUUCUCAUUACUUCAUAUUGACGGUAUAUAGACUGUUUUGGCGUUAUAACUAAUCAAUGGAACGUGUGACAUUGUCCGGGUAGGUGGCCUACAGUAGGCUACGAGUUAAACAUUUGCAACGAUGUUAAACCGCCAAUCCGCAGCUCUAUCAAAAAUCCAAACUUUAUUUUUUCUCUGUGGGCUUUGUUUUGCGCACUGGCCUGAUUUGAAUGGGUCUCUAUAGUUCCGAGCCUCCGCUUGGCCUAAUCCGUUUGAGAUCAAAGCGGCGAUGUGCCAGUUACUAUCUGUCACGUUAACGUCUCGGCAAAAUUGAUUUACUACGUCGCAAUUAGGGUUCUUAUUAUGGUAGUGGAGAUUGAAUGUAUUCAAUAGACUUCAAUCUUUAGAUUAUGCGGCGUUGGGCAGUCAAGGGCACACACGGUUGGAAAAUGUGGACAUGAAUUAAUAAUUUAACACAAACACUUGAUUACACCAUCCUUUGUAAUAAUUUAAUGUUACAAGAAGAUAUACGAAAAUAGUGAUUAUUUUAAGAGUUCGUAUGCAAUUUUGUUUUAGGCUACCAUAAGCUCCUACAGCUAUGCUUUUAUAAAAGCACAGUGUCAGUUAAACAAGACGUAUGCCAACUGUUGAAUGGCUCUGUUGUGAGAUGUUGAUACACGGAAAGAUAUGAGAGGCAUUCCACCAGCGGUGGGAACCCAUGGGAACUGACCAGGGGUGCGAGCGCACAGACCGCGUGCACAUAAAACGACGGAUGUGCCUUGCCUGAGGACACACCCUUCGUGCACAUUCACACACUUUCUGUCUCGCAUUCUGCUUCUCUCCCUCAUUGUCUCACUCACAGAGCCUCUCUUCUAUGAGUUAUUCUACAGCGGAUACGCACGCGUGGUUUCCUGGGACCUGGGUGAUUCGCAUCGGUUGACCCUCAGCAAAGUGACUACAAGGGUUUGGAAAGCUUACGGACAGAGAAUGACACAGCAUCCAGUGGAUAAAAAAGUAAAAUAAGACAAAGCGCCUGGAAAAGCGGAGAGGAAGAUACCCCAUGUAUGUCUAAAUUGUAGUGCGUUUCACAAAGGAAAGAGAGUGUAGACGAUGAGUGUGUUUAGUGUUUUGAAGGGAGAGUGUGUUGUGCAGAGGUAGAGUGUAUAAUUGGGAUGAGAGCUAAAGUCAGUGAGCCAGCAGGUCGGACAUUCAAAGCCUCUUAACGGCAGGUGGAGGGAAGAUCGACCGGGUGGAGUGAGAGUGUUUUUAUUCUGUGGUGACCCACCCUGGACACCACACCAAGGGAGGGAGAAACCGGCGAGAGGGUUGACUGGGGCAGCCAGGCAAACUCCACAAGAGGGAACCUUGCAAGAGGAGCAAUAAUGCUUUCUGUGAAUUCCAGUACGAGACGAUGAACGGGCGUUCUGAGCGAGCUAAUGAAGGCCUUUAGAGGGGACACUGAGUUGUUUUAAGUCCUCGAUCUCGUGACAUUGAGAUGGAGAAAGAAAGAGCGCACGGGCGAUUCCGGGUUGAUUGUUCCAGCGGAGGCGCAGGCUGCAGCGCGAGGACAGAGAUAAGGACUGGUAGGCGGACUGUGAUUUUUCUCGUCGCGCUAGCUGUCCUACCGCAGCCGGUGUUGGCGGGGGGCAUGUUUGAGCUGCAGAUCCGUCACUUCCAGAACCCCCAUGGUGUGCUGCUGAAUGGGAAUUGUUGUGACCUCCAGGCCACUGGGGGGCAGGGUUGCUCUCUCAGGGACCAGUGUGACACCUUCUUCAAGGCCUGCCUCAAGGAGUACCAGGCCCGGGUCUCCCCGGGUGGAACCUGCACCUUUGGGGUGGGCAGCACCACCGUCCUGGGAGGCAACACCCAAUCCCUCCGUCAUCGAGGUCAUGAUGGUGUAGGAGGAGGAGGAGAUGGCAGUGAUGACACUACCGGGCACAUUGUCAUUCCCUUUAAAUAUGCCUGGCCGAAAUCCUUCUCCUUGGUGCUGGAGGCUCUGGAUCAUGACAACCAAACAGAACCAGGUCAGGCUGGUUUGAUUGAGCGUGUCCUCCUGUCCUCCAUGCUGAACUCGGGAGAGCAGUGGCAGACCUAUCGGCACCACGGACGAACCCUCAGCUUGGAGUACCGCCUCCGCUACCGCUGUGACGCCAACUACUACGGGCCCUUCUGCAACAACUUCUGCCGCGCCCGAGACGACUUCUUCGGACACUUCGACUGUGACCAGACCGGCAUCAAGGUCUGCAAAGAUGGCUGGACCGGGCCGGAGUGCGUGCAGGCGGUGUGCAGACAAGGGUGUCACCAGACCCAUGGCUUCUGCACAGUGCCUGGAGAAUGCAAGUGUCACUAUGGCUACCAGGGCGCUCUGUGUGAUCAGUGUUUGACGUUCCCGGGCUGUGUUUAUGGAAGCUGUGUUGAACCGUGGCAGUGUGUGUGUGACGUCAACUGGGGGGGCCUGCUGUGUGACAAAGAUCUGAACUACUGUGGUACCCACCAGCCGUGCCAGAACGGGGGCACCUGUUCCAACACAGAGCCUAAUGAGUACCAGUGUGAAUGCAGGGAGGGCUUCCUUGGGCGCAACUGUGAUAUUGUGGAACACGCGUGUCUGUCGUCCCCCUGUGGUAAUGGGGCCAGCUGCGUCGAGGACCCGUCUGGCUUCAACUGUGUCUGUGCCAAUGGCUGGACCGGACCCACCUGCCUAGAAGCGGUUCGGCACUGUGACUCCGGACCCUGUGGGCGUGGGUCGACGUGCCAGGAGUCUGUGGAGGGUUUCCAGUGCCUCUGCCCCCCUGGAUGGACCGGCAGGACCUGCCAACUGGACACCAACGAGUGUGAGAUAGGUGUGUGUAUUCAUGCCCGUACCUGCCGCAAUCUGAUUGGUGGAUACCUGUGCGAUUGCCUGCCAGGCUGGGUGGGGCCGAGCUGUGAUGUCAGGAACAACAGUUGCCAGGGUUUAUGUCUGAACGGAGGACGUUGCGAGGACUCUGGGUCCGGCUUGCACUGCACCUGCCUGCCGGGAUUCUCUGGGAGGGACUGCCGCACCAGCCCCAGUCUGUGUGACAGCGCCCCCUGUCAGCACGGUGGACAGUGUGUUUGGAAGGAGGGCAGCGCGGUGUUGUGCAGCUGUCCCAUGGGAUACGCUGGGAGGUUCUGUGAGGUGGCGGUGGAUCUGUGCGAUCCCAACCCCUGCCAGCAGGGGGUGUCCUGUCGAAGCACAGAGGGGGGGUACAUGUGUGCCUGCCCUGAUGGUUAUUACGGUAACGAGUGCAUGAGUCUUAAGGACCCCUGCCAAGGCCAACACUGUCCAGGUGAGCUGCAGUGGGACGACACAGGUGCCAUGUCAGGGCCGGCUGUGGGAGGAGUCAAUCUCUACAUGGUGUUGGUGGGCUUGUCAGCGUUGGUGCUGGCCUGCGGCUGCACAGCAUGUGCCCUCCUCCUUUCCCGUCUCCACCGGCGACGUAAAAAGACUCCGGGUGGACCCCAGGAGGAGGGCAUCAACAACCAGAGGGAGUCCGUCACGCUCAUUAGAAACCUGGAGCGCGCAGGAGCCGCGCCUCCCCCGCCACCUCUGACCCCGCACACCGCCGUUCGGAUGACAGCCCCUGCACAGCACUUCUGCGAGGAGAUUGAACUCACGCUGCCCCCAUCCCCGGCCCCAUCACACCCCUCCCCUGCACUUAAAUCCUCAAACCACGCCCCCAAACAGGACAUAUCCAAUCUGGAGCGGGAAAAGCUCAACCGCUUCCACCACUCGGACAGCCAGGAACUGGAGGUGUGACCUUUGAACUUUCAGGGGCUUUUAUUAUUUCGCGCCCACUGCAUAGCUUCCUGUGGUGGUGACCCCACCCUGACCCAUCUCUCCCUGACUUGACCCCUCAUCUUUUGUGAGCUGAGAUGUCUCAGGCUGACCUUAUGUUGGCUGAAAUCGGUGUAGAACGAUUGGCCUACAAAGUGGCUAAGCUGGUCUGAAACUAUUUUGGGGAUGGACUUCAUCAAGAAACAGUGUGGAGCUCAUCCGCAACCUCAUGCCCUCCUGACCUACUGACCGGGGAUCUAAUCCUGUGCAUUGGCCUUGAGUCAGGUUGGCCUGUGUGUCUCCGUGGGGACUGAAGGAGGGAACAACUGUGAGGACCCCUUGGAGCCAUUCAUGUGUCAAUGUCCAUCUGAUGUCACUCUACUGGCCUGGCUGGCCUAUCAUUGAUGACUGAACCUAGAGCUCCAGGCAAAGCGGAGAAAGGGCAAUGUGGUGUAACUUCUAACAAGUCCAUUUCCACAUUCAUUAUUUGAAGGAUAAACUGUGGUAUAAUUAUUGUGUGUGUGUGUGUGUGCGUGUGCGUGUGCGUGUGUGUAUCUGUCAGUGCGAAGUGUCUGUGACAACCAUUCCAGGCCUUCAUGCCUGUUGCCAGGGGAAAUAACAAUGACAAAAAAUAAUAAAGAAAAAGAACAGAAGAAGAAUGAUCAAUAAAUACAACUUUGUACUGUAUAAAAAAAAUGGAAAGGUUAAAAAAGAAUGGAGCCUGACCCCAAUCCAUUGAAUCAUGAAAGAACUGAAAUAAAACAACAUUUGUUGCCUGUGUCGUUUCUGCAACACAAAGAUGUAAAAUGUUUUUAUACCUAUGUGUACAAUGGUUAUUUUGUAUAUAUGUUGUAAAUAUCGAUAUUGCUCUUUUUGUACUGUGGUUUGUCUCUGAAGGUCCCCUUUUCACUUGGUUCUAUGUGUCCUUCCUCUCCAUCCAUUCGUCUGGGGAUGUCAGCAUGUAAA
Esox lucius (northern pike) is the source of this 5002-nucleotide messenger RNA. RefSeq names its product protein jagged-2. Gene Ontology annotation, biological process: multicellular organism development; heterophilic cell-cell adhesion; cell communication. The transcript has 13 exons. Bases 1736 to 4018 code for a protein of 760 amino acids. The record is from RefSeq and is a predicted model, not a curated record. NCBI's taxonomy places the organism in Eukaryota, Metazoa, Chordata, Actinopteri, Esociformes, Esocidae. Gene Ontology annotation, cellular component: plasma membrane; protein-containing complex. Gene Ontology annotation, molecular function: calcium ion binding.